AUGACAAACCUGAAGCGGGGAAGACCUGACAGUGUUGCCGAUAUUGGUAGACCUAACAAAUUAUCAAGAUUGAAUGCAAACCCUCCAAUUGUUAUCAUCAACAAUGAUAUAUUCCAGCAAACAAUGGAGCAAAAACGGAUCCCGUACGGGAUCCAAUUCGAACUCGCCCGUACCCUAGCAAGCAACCCGGAUUCCAUGUCUAAGUUCCAGAAUUUAAUAUCGAAUUUACCACAAGACCAGAUACCUACGCAUUCAUACUUGUUUUCUCAAAUAUUUUCGGUCAGCAGCUUGCGCAAUCUUUCGACACAUGAAGUGGCUUCCACUGCUCCAUGGGAAGAAUUAGAUAAGGAAGAAGAAGCGUUUGCCAAGGAUCCGCUCUAUGCAGGCAUUGGAAACAACGAGGAAUACCCCGGCUGGUGGGCUGGAAAUAUCAUUUUUGUAGGAAAGCUUGAAGAAACUGGUGAGAAAAUCGUGCUCGAGAAAGCUACUUUGGGUCCAUCGAAUAAAAUUCAGCGUCGAUUUGGCUCGGCUUGUAUCCUUCGCGUCAAAAUCCCGUCGAAACGUUUUUACGCAAAGCAGAAUGACCUAGUGUUGUUUUUCAAGCGUCCCGUCGUCAUCUGGAACCAUGUCUUCCGUGCCUUUUUCGCAAAGGACAAUACUGUUUUCCUCUUCAAAACGAACGAGAUCCUUCUUGAUGAACAAAUCAGUUUGAAUCCCUCGCCCCAUACUGACGAUGGGCUAUCACUGUACGAGUUCAUCAAGUGGCUCAAUCCAUUAGAAUAUAAUAGCCAUCAGAAACUAUGCAAGUGGGCUUCACGCUUAGCUCUUGGUCUUUCGAGCUCCAUCCCAGGACCGCGCUUAAAGCAAGAGGAGAUCACGUAUGAAUCAGAUAUAAUUCUAGACGCAUCAGAUCCCAGCUCGAAUAUGACAGAUGGAUGUGGGAUUUCAAGUCUUGCUUUGCACAAGGUGAUUCACGAAACCUAUCGAGAAAGACUUCAAUUAUCAGAAGUAUCGACGGCCAUCCAGUUUCGCUUGGCUGGUGCAAAGGGUAUGGUUCUUUUGGCCAAUCAUGAUAAAGUUGAAGAUCUUCAAGUCGUACUCCGGUCCUCUCAGAUCAAGAUCUGCUAUUCCUCUGUUCUAUUAGACCCAUCGCACUUAACGAUGGAUAUCUUGAGAUUUUCUCACACCAAGACUCCCGCAAAACUCUCAGAAGAAGUUAUCAAGAAUUUGCACCAUAACGGUGUUCCCGCAUCGGUAUUUAUUGGAUUACUUCAACAGCGUCUUCAACAGGUUGUCGAUGGUCUCACCGCCUGGGAAGGUCCCGACGCCAUGCCUAAACUGUGGAAAGCUGUCGAGGCUGCCGAGGGCGUAAUUGGUGCACGGAAAGCCAGGGUGUCGCCCACCGACAGCCGAGUAAGAGGCUAUGGAAGUUACGAGGACGAUGAGGACGAUGAGGAGGGUAUAAAACAUGAAACCAGCUCACAACCCUGGUGGGCGGAUCCUUUCUCCGGAUGCCCAUCGUCUAUUGCUGAAACCGUCAUGGAACUAUUGGAUUCGGGAUUUACACCUCUGAACUCACCGUAUUUGAGGGACAAGUUGAAGCAAUGCGUCAAGACUAAAAUCAAGACUGCUGCUGCAAAAUUCAAUUAUGUUCUUACGCAGAGUUGUAGUGCAUUUGCUGUCCCAGAUCCUUUCGAUGUGCUGGGCCCUGACCAGAUUUAUUUCAAGAACUCUCGAAGGGAAUUUGUCAACAAGGAUGGCAUUAAGACUGAUAUUAUUCUUGGGGAGGUGUUGAUAACACGGAAUCCGUGUAAAGUACCAACCGAUGUCCGCAAGGUCACUGCGGUGCAGCACCCAGCUCUUGCAGAUAUGGUUAAUGUGGUUGUCUGCUCUAUUCAAGGGCAUCGUCGACUGAUUGAUUACUGCGGAGGUGGUGAUUUUGACGGGGAUAGACUUCUUGUUAUCUGGGAUGAAUCAUUCGUCAAGCCUUUCACUAAUGCUGACGAAAAGUAUUCCAAGGCCCCUCCGGGUAUAGAGAGCUGUUUUGCAAUGGACAAGGAAGUAGUUGCCCAGUUUUGUAGUGACAUGCACAAAAUGGGUGAUCAAGUUGAAGGUGGGCUACAGGAUCACUUGCUUUCAUCUCUUAGAGAUCCAUGUUAUGUGGGCGAUUAUUCUCGGUUCCAUGAGAAUGCCGUUUAUGAGUAUGGCUAUGCCCAUUGGAGGUCAAUUAAUCUCGCCUACAAAUUUUGUCUUGUAUUGGAUUCAGCAAAAACAGGAUAUCGGAUCAAGUCAGAAACAUACCUUUCUGAUCGCAAGUUAUACUCGCAUCCCCUAGGACCUUCAUACAAAAUCACAGAGAAGAAAGCAUCGAUAAGCAGCAACGAUCUCCCUCUACAACGUGGGGAAGAUCUUCCCAAGUUCAUCAUGGAUAGUCUUCACAUCGAAGCAGCAAAGCAGCGUGACUACUGGUUGAUUGAAGUAGACAAUCGUUUCAGCAACGCUCCUUUGAACCUCCGUCCAGACCCAGAUCUCGUCUUCCCUUGGCAGAAUUUUUGCAAUGAGGCUAGGGAACGAAGCGAGAAAGCUAUAGUCGGCGAUCUCAACGACAUCUCCAAUCAUGUCGAGGCGAUGUACAAGCAACGAGUAGAGACAUAUGUCAACCCCGCUUCAGGUUCCUUCACCUCGCAACCUAUUACGGUUCGACAGGAUAAGAUUCGCGACUUGUCGCAGCGUUUUAUUUCGUUUCCUGGUCCACGGAACCUGAAGACAUUGAUGGAACCGACCGCAGUAGCAAGAUUGCGUGCUAGCUAUGCUUAUAUUUAUGCUAUCCGUCGUGGAGGACCUGCCGCUCAAUUUCCCUUCGAUCGUGCGUUUCGUGAGCUCUGCACGAUAAAGGCGCAGGCGGUUGGUGGUUAUAAAGUUUGUUUACAGUCGAUGAAUGACUACCGAAAAUAG
Lentinula edodes (shiitake mushroom) is the source of this 2955-nucleotide messenger RNA. RefSeq names its product RNA dependent RNA polymerase-domain-containing protein. The record is from RefSeq and is a predicted model, not a curated record. Gene Ontology annotation, biological process: siRNA processing. Gene Ontology annotation, cellular component: nuclear RNA-directed RNA polymerase complex. Lineage: Eukaryota; Fungi; Basidiomycota; Agaricomycetes; Agaricales; Omphalotaceae. Gene Ontology annotation, molecular function: RNA-directed RNA polymerase activity. Bases 1 to 2955 code for a protein of 984 amino acids. The transcript is spliced from 10 exons.